Mesorhabditis belari is the source of this 1359-nucleotide messenger RNA. The record is from the annotation of a GenBank genome assembly. Lineage: Eukaryota; Metazoa; Nematoda; Chromadorea; Rhabditida; Rhabditidae.
AUGGAUGAUCCACCUCGUCAUUCGAAAUGCCAGAAGCUGGUUGCUGUGCUGAUUCUACUGUUCAUCAAUCUACUCAACAAAGUGGAUCAAUCUGCAAUCGCAAUGCUUCUCAUCGACAUUCAAAAAUUCUUUGGAGUCGACGGCGAUGGUGAAAUGGGAUUACUUCAAGCGGUUUAUAUCGUCCUUUCCACGUUGUGUAUUCCAGUCUUUGGAUACUUGGGACUUCGAUACAAACGUAAAUGGAUUAUGGUCAUCGGAACACUAGUGGGGGCUCUGGCCGGGUGCGCAUCAACAUUUGUUGCUAAAGAGUCCUUUUGGUUGUUUCUCUUGAUGCGCAGUGUUGUGGCAAUCGGGAUGUUGGUAUUGUUCUAUAUCACCAGCCCAUUUGGAAGGGGAAUUGGUUACAUAUUUGGAUUACAAAUGGCAAAGCGACUGGGAGGAUGGCAAUGGGGAAUAUGGCUAAUAGCGUUAUUGGGCGUGGCUUCUGUCAUCCUGAUGGUAUUAUUUGUAUUUGACCCAGAACGAAAACUCAGUGGAUCAUCGAAUUCUACACGCAAAGAAGAUAUGGAGAAUGCACCUUUGAAGGUAAAAAUCAAGACCUACUUAUAUGAUCUAUGGGCCCUCAUGAAAAAUUACACCUACCUUUUCUCGACAAUUGCCUAUACGUGCAUUGUUUUUGUGACUGGCAGUGUUUUAUGGUGGGUUCCUACAGCAAUUCAACAUGCCAAACAAAUAAUCAAUAACUUUCGUAUUGCUCUCUACUUUGGAGCCGUCACAAUGGUUGGUGAAAUCGUUGGAGUAAUUAUGGGUUCAGCUUUCUCAACGUUACUGCGCAAUGGAAAGUGGUGCUUCAAGUGCUGUCAAACACAACGAUCCAAUCCAAUCAUUUCCGCCGUUGGAGCGCUGAUCGCAACUCCAUUUCUUCUUGGAGGAUUGCAACUGAUCAGAGUGUCUGUCGAGACUAGCUACAUCUUCAUUUUCGUUGCUAUUACCGGACUUUGCUUCAAUUGGACCAUCAAUGGCGAUCUACUAAUGACGAUUACUGUUCCAUGGAGGCGUAAUUCGGCAAAGGCAUGGCAAACUCUGAUUUCACAUUUGUUCGGUGAUGCACUUGGACCAUAUCUCGUUGGAUUGCUUGCUGAUCGAAUAAGCUUGAGCGACUCUCCAAGAGAUUUAUUUGAUGCUUUGCUAUACGCUUUUUAUAUUCCUUCGGCACUUUGUGGCAUUUCGGCAUUCUUGUUCAUAAUUGCUGCGAUUACAGUAAUAAGAGAUCAAGCAAGAUGCCUGGUUGAAAUUGGUAUUGACGAUAGAAUUUCAUCGAGAAAAGAUGUCGAAACAAAAGGAAAUGCAAAUAAAUUG